GGUGAGUGGGCUGCAAGUGAAAUGAGCUCUCCGUCAUCUGCUCGCUGAGCGCACCGGAGGCUACUGCGGUAAGAUGCGGCGACGCACGAUGCUGAGGAGGAUGAGAUGAUGCGCAAUGGCCGAACGAGUGGAGGGGGGAGUCCCAGAUCACAUAUCACGGCUCUGCUGGCCUCUGAUUUAGACAAUGGGACACCAGUGAUGCAUGUCUGACUGAUUUGUAGUGGUGUAGUGGUGCAGGCCGAGUGGAGGGACGCGGUGGCGCUGAUCCCACUGAAGGAUGCUCCACAGCCCGAGGAGGGCUCAGUAGAGGCUUCGUCUGUAAACAACAAGGAAGCAGGGACACAUUAAGUAAAGGACACUCAAUCCAAAGCCUGGACAGGAGACACUGAAGCAUCGGAUAAGGUUGUUUUGUGACGGCUCAGUCAGUCGUCAGUGAGGAGCGAGCGGCCCACAGGGAGGCACUGAAGCGCUGGAGAAGUCGUCACUGAGCAUCAGUCUGGAAGAAAACAAACUUCUCAUUAUCCUCUUCAUCAUCGGCUCUGACGGCUGGACGUCUGACCUGAGCGUUUCUGUUCUCUGCCUGGAGAAAGUUAAUGCACGACAAAAGGAAACAGAAGCACAACUCCAUCUCGCUGUCAGGAAAAAGAAAAAAAACUCCUAUUUCUGUCACAUCAUUUUGUUUUGGUUUUUUACCUAAAAAACUUAAUGUUGUUAGGAGAUUAGCAAGAGUGUCAGCUCUCUUUUGAAGUGUCGGGUAAAUAUUUCCUCCCUUGUCAGAAUGAAUCAGUAAGAAAUUCUUAUUUCAGCUAUUUCAUAAUGCUCUGUGUAUUUUUUCCAAACUAUGAUCUUUUUACCUUUGAGCUGUCGUGCUCUGAAUCCAGAAUAGACUCUCGAUAGUGCCAGCCUUCCCCUCUCACAAAUGAGAAUUCAACUUGACCUGACAGGCUGCAUUUUAAUAAAGCAUAAGCGAGGACGAGCCAAUAAAACAUAGAUGAGGCCAACAACGAGCACGAUGCUCCAGCAGAAUAACAACAACAACUACCCCUGCCUCAGUGUGUCGGGCUCCACCGGUGAGAUGCUCCAGAAGUGCUCCAGAACCUCUCUGCCCUUCCCCAGCCGGCUGGAGCUUGGCCUGGGGGACCUGCCGCUGAUCCGGGGCCUCCGAGCCUGGGCCCUGUGCUCCAAGAACCGACGAAAGGCUGGUGGCAUGCUGGGAGGAGGACAAGCCCCCACGGCUCCUCCUGCUGGCCGUGAGGGCUCCACUUCCUGCCCCAGGCCUGCUGAUGUGUACCUGAGUGGGGAGUGGGGUCGCAUGGGGUACGGGCUCCCCCUGGGGCUGGACGCCAGGCAGGCCGGGAUCGGAGCUUUGGUGACAGUUGCCACUCUGAAGACGUCAGAGGGAAGCGGCAAGACACAGACUCAAUGCCUCUUCCUCCGGACUGAGAAAGGGAGCUGUUUGUACUCCACAGCUAAACCCGGAGCUGGUGGGAGUACUAGUGCAGCCUCCAGUGUGGUCGGGGGAUGGCUGAGAGGGAAGACAGGAGGAGGAGGAGGAGGAGGAGGCAGAGACAUCUCAGCCGGGAGGAGAGACAAUGGGCCAACUCUGCCGGCACACACUGGAGUAAACCGGGUUAGAGUGCGAUCUGGCCGGAGAUGGAGGAAGUCCAGUCAUGCAGCCGCCCGGGAGAAAACAGGCGUGAGCAGAGAGAGGCAGCAGAGUCACAGGGAGGAUCCGGCCAGAGAAAUAUCUCUGGAAGAAAGACAGGAAGAGCGAGACAAAGGAGGCCUGGCCAGUAAACAGUUCCCCAGCCCGCAGCAGGACAGCAGGAGAGGCAGGCAGGAGAAAGACGGAGCGUGCAGAAGUCCUCGAUGCUGCCACAAUGCGGCCCCGAAAACCUGCAGUCAGUGUGGACGGAGAGCACAGAGACGGGAAAGCCAGGAGGAGCACGAGGGAGGAAACUCGAAAGGAAUGAGGAAGGACAGGCAGAAGAAUGAGGAGGAGGAAAAGGGAGGCCUCAGCGGGUUGGAGUCAUCUAACUCUGCUUUGGCUUCACCAAACCCUGACCCAGAAUCCAACCGGUUUCACCCAGAAUCCCUCAUCAGCGGCUGUGAUGCCGACGAGAUCAGAGAAGCAGAGAGCAGCGAGGAGAUGAAGACACAAACGUGUCACAGCGAGGACGAUUAUUCAGAGAGAGAGGAGGAUACAAACUGUGAGGUUAUUAAAAUACAAACUGGAGACUCUGGACAGGUCACUGACGGCUUUACGUCGAGCCAGAACAGAGAUUUUAAUGACAGAAGUGAAGAAACAGCAGCUAAUGUGAAUGGAUUUUCUGAUCACGUGGAGGCAGAUGAAGAAUCAGAGAGAGACAUGGAGAGAGUGGGAGAUGAAGAGGGGGAAGGGAGAAUCAAUCAGACUCCUGCUGAACGCUACCAGGACGUCUCUGUCUCCACCUGCCCUGCAUCCAUCAGCACUGCAGCCUCCCCGGAGCCCUCCGUUCCUGCAGGGGGCAGCACCUGCCGAGCCAACCACGACUCCUGUGGUGUUCAGAGAGAGCCAGAGAGCAGCAGAGAAGAUGAGCUUGAGGAGAGCCAACAAGGAGUAGCAGAGCCAGAGAUCAUGGGUAAAGGAGAGCUGCAUGUAAGCACAUUUGAGCAACAACAACAACAAGAGAAUUGUGUGGCUGAUAAGAACAACACUGUGAACGAGGACAGAAACAGAAAACCUCAGUUUUGCUUUCAAGAUGUGGGAAACAGCAGCGAGCCGGAGGAGAGAGAAGCUUCAGCUUCACCUCUCAGACACAGAGAUGCUUCUGUCGUAACAGGAAACGGCUGCAACUCGAGUACAACUGAGCUUAAUGGAGCAGAGCGGAGAGAUGAGAAUAGAGAAGAGGUGUCACAGGGAGAAGAUAUCCUGAAUCCUGAGGAAGACGAUGAUGAAGCUGGGGAGGUUUCUUUGAGGAGGGAGUGGACCUGCAACGGGCUGCACGACAAAGAACAACACACUGAGGACGAUGUAAAUGACAUACAGGAGGGAAAUGAUGAAGAUGUAACGAGGAGGUGCACACUCAAAGACAACUGGAGGUUAGAGGAGUCUGCAGGAGGAGGCAGAGGAACGAAGGAGGAGUCUGAAGACACUUGUGAAGCAAACGGAGAAACAAGCAGUGACGUCACUAAUGUUGAUCCCUCCACCUCUCCUGCACGCUCCCCGGCUAAUCCUGCCCUCUCUUUGCACCCCCUGGGAUCCUGUCUGGAGGAGGAGGAGGAGGAGGAGGAGGAAGAAGGGGUUGAAGUGCCGGCAGGAGACGGAAAAGGAGGCCAGGACGGGAAGGGGAGACAAGUGGAGGUGCAGGGUGAGAAGGAGAGGGGCUCCACCGUGGCCACUGAGGAGGGGAGGAAAGAGGAGGAGGAGGAGGAGAAGGGGGAGGAGGAGAAGGAGGAAGAUGAGUUCGGAGUAUUCAUGCAGGCGGAGGGAGAGCCGGCCUGGAGCGAGGGACGCACCAUGUCUGCCUCAGUGCCUUGUGGGAGCAGAGAAAGUGCACUUGGAAACCACGCCAUCAGCGGGGAGUCGACCCACUGGACACCAGGCUGGACCGACAGCUCUUUCCACCAAUCAAGCGACUCGUGGACAGCCUUUCCUCAGGACUCAUCAGAUGGAGGUCGGGAGGCGGCGGCGGGACAGUGGUGGCCGACCAGCGCUCUGGAGGAGAACAGAGACAGCCUCCUGGCCAAUCAGAAUCUGGCGUCUGUCUUUGCCGAAGCUUUCCCCUCGCUGUCCUCAGCUGACCCAUGUGACCACGAUACUGUUCCCACACUGACGCAGCUCCUCAGGGCCAGAGCCGGCCAGGACCAGGACCAGGGGCUUCUGGACAGUUUCCACGACUUGAACAAAAUGAUUUGCCAGAGAUACAAGAGAGCAACGGGCGUGUCUCGUGACCUGCUGCUGAGGACGCUACACCUGGAGCAGCAACACACUGACAGCAGACCUGCUCCCUGGACAGCCAACCGCCGUCUGUCCCCCGGCCUCCCCUCGGCCAAUCAGCACGCUCAGAACACUGCCGCCAAGCGACGGUUGUCGUACGACUACAACAGAAACAUCGUGGAGUAACUUUACAGGCUCAGCUCUGCUCGGACUGUCAUUCAGCAACGUUUUCCUGAAGAAGUGCAGGUUUUAGCAGAACGGACCAACAGCAGGUUUCUCUGGACUGACAACACGUGAACUAUCUGCUACCUGAACUAUAUACACUUCCUGGUUAUUGAAGCCUGAGAAGAUGAAAACAGAGCGAUAGUUGUGUUUGAGAAGUUUUCUCCUCCAGCUCCUGUUGAUGUACACCGGUGGAGUUUUCCAUGACACACCUUGUCACCUUGUUCACCACCUCCACCCUCCUGCUUUAAUGUUCCUUUUCCACCCUGAUAACAGCAGCUUGUCAAAGAUUAUUUGCAGCCCAAUUACCUGUAGUUACAAGGUGCUCGUCACCAUGUUGGAGGAAGAGUCAAGAAUAUUAUAAAGUCAUAACGUCAACCCUGAAAUUCCCCCGUUCUUUUAUUAUUUGACAGAAAAUGUAACAAAAUAGAAAUUGUUUUCAUCUUUGGAAUAA
Messenger RNA from Centropristis striata (black sea bass), 4595 nucleotides. Its product is annotated as sarcoplasmic reticulum histidine-rich calcium-binding protein. NCBI's taxonomy places the organism in Eukaryota, Metazoa, Chordata, Actinopteri, Perciformes, Serranidae. The record is from RefSeq and is a predicted model, not a curated record. The transcript has 6 exons. Bases 992 to 4105 code for a protein of 1037 amino acids.